CACCUCCUGGGGUCGAUGCUCUCGCGCCCACGACGCUGACCACUGUAGCGACGACUACCGCGCCCACAUCUUAUAAGCUAUACCCAACAGACGGUUUUUACGAAAUUACGAUAUCACGACCUCUGACGACCCAGACAUGUUCUCAGAACAUCGACUCGAAUCUCCCCCGCCAACUUCGCGCUUCCGACGCCCAUGGUCUCCAGAUCCAUAUGACCCUCUUCCGUCGACCUCCAACCUAAGAAGCCACGGGUUUGCAGCUCCGAACCAGGCAGGCUUUUAUGCUGCUGAGCAGCGCCGAGAGCCAUCCGAUGUGUCCGUAGAAGCACUCGAUCUCGCAGACUACGCGCACACACUCAACCGGAACGAGCAUUACUUGGCUCAGCACCCACCGUUCCAGCCGUACGACCCAUACCCGCCGUCUCCGCAGCCCUUUCGGCCGUUGGCUCGGACAGACUCGCUCAGUCCGCCUUCCCUUGUCUCGGCCUCCGCUUCUAGUUCGCAGUCGCACUCGUUCUCGCCACGCUCCCCAGUGCGGCGUCCAUUCUCCCUGCCUCCGCCUUCCUUUCCCACACGCUCGCACCACAGCGACCCAUCCUCGGCACAUUGGUCACGGCCCCGAGAAGAACCUCAGAUCGCGAGCCCAGGCUCUGAGAUCGACAUCGCACAGUUCCCAUCGUUCGCGCGAGGAUGGUACGCCCAGGACCGCCCGGGCCCGCAACACCCGCUCUCCCCACCUACCCUACUGGAUGACAGAGGCGUCAAGGACCAGCCCAAACCGUCUCCGUUCGACCCGGCUUAUACCUUCGAACAUGACCCGUUUCACGAGCCUUACUCGUCACCUCCACCAACUUACCCAUAUAGCUCGGCGUAUGGCUCGCAGUCCCGAUACUCACGCGACCAGAACAUGGUCCCUUGGGGAGGCGAUCCACCGGACGGAGACCGCCCAAUCAACCCGGAGACCAAAGAGGAGAGGAUGCGAAUGCUGGAGCGAGAGUUUGGGGGGAAGGGUGGGCCGAAGGACGAGGGCGAGGCGGAGACUAUGGUGGGCUGCAUCGACGAGCGAGGGCGGCUUAUCACCCAAGGACCGAAGAAACGACUCGCCGUGCGGUGGGUGCAAGCCCUGCUCGCGCUGACCGCCGCGAUAUCCUCUAUAUAUGCUGCACUGAUCAUCAAGCCGCCUUCUCCGGCCCCGCCUGCGAACAAGCUGCCCGCGUACUUGCUCUACGUGCUCUCGGUUCUCACGUUCCUCGGGUGCACAUUCCUCUUCCUCAUCUACCCAUGUUGUUGCGGCGCCCGGAAACAGAAGGGCGGACCGUAUAUGGCUGGCCCUAGUGGGAUGAUGGUCCUUCCAGUGCAAGGCCUUCCCGGGGGAAAGCACAAGAAGAAGGGGAAGAAGGGCAAAGGUGGUCAAGGCGAGGGUGUCCAGGUCAACCUCAUCGUGGACCCCUCCAUGUUCGGGCGCGAUAGGGAACGCGGGCGGGAAGAGGACGAAGAAGAGGACGAGGACGGGGGGGAGGCGCUGCCGGGAUCGUACGCCGGCUCGUCGAGUGCGGCGCGGCAGAGGAGGCCCCCACGACGUCGGGGGAUCUUCGCAGGACUGGCGAUGGAAGAGCAGUGGAAGCACGCGCGGAAGAUGCUCAAGUGGGGCACGACGGUUGACGUCCUCGCGCUGCUCCUAUGGGGCACGGAGUUUGUCGUGAUACUCCUCGGCAAGCGGUGUCCGGUUGGUGCCUUUGAAGGAUGGUGCGAUGCAUACAAUCUUGCGACCGCCGCAUCAUGCUUGCUUUGCCUCGCGUUCGGUUUCAGUAUAUUCUUCGACGUGAAGGACCUGCACGGUAGCCGGGCGUCGCCUCGUACACGGACAUGACCUCGGUCCUGCUUGAGCUCGUUGCUUUGCAUUGGCGUGGAUUAUCGUACUUUUGACUACUUGACACUCACCGGACUCUACCGCUACUUAUCACGAUUUACGACCCAUUUACGACAUCUGACUUAUUGCUAUCUGGCUCGUGUAGCCGCAAUGUAUCGCUUUCUCUGGUUCAAC
This is a messenger RNA of Trametes versicolor FP-101664 SS1, 2041 nucleotides long. RefSeq lists its product as uncharacterized. The transcript has 3 exons. Bases 137 to 1867 code for a protein of 576 amino acids. The record is from RefSeq and is a predicted model, not a curated record. Lineage: Eukaryota; Fungi; Basidiomycota; Agaricomycetes; Polyporales; Polyporaceae.